CAAUGGCGGGCGUCUUGCUUGUUGUAAACACAUACGUCGUGUUUUCGAAAGCCUCGUUUUGAAUCACAAUCAGUGACAGACGCAGGUCCUGCAUAUCCUGGACCACUUUUUCUGCAUCACCUGAACCGAAAUCUCUGUUUUGUUCGGAUAUUUUCUGUAUUUCCGACCCAGAGAAGCAGGCGACAGUUCCCCCGAGGUUAGCAGCCGGCCUCGGCUCAGCUAACGCUAGCUGCUCCCUGAGAUUAUGGAUGACGAUGUGUCGGUCCAUAGGCUGGAAGGGACUGAUCCAACGGCGGAAGUUGGGGGUCUUAUAGUAAAGCAGAAGAGUGCUGCAGAUGAGCCCCAUGUGUUUCGGGCACCCACCCCACGCACGUCCUUACUGGGCUUGGAUCUGCUGGCAGCACAGAAACGGAAGGAGCGCGAAAGCAAGGAACAGGCAGAUGCAAGUGAAGACAGUAAUAGAAAGAAGUCAAAGGUUACCUCCUACCAGGACUGGGAGGAAGGUAAAAGUGACUCUGGGUCUGAUGAAGAAGACGAUGAUAAGGACACAGGUGCUAAGAAAGAGAGCAGGAAGUAUCGUGCGACUGGCUCUGAGACCCCCUCAAGCCCUGGAGGGGUCAGUGAAGAAUUCAAACGCAGACACCAGCAGAGAGAGAAAGACAAACGUGAGCAUGGAGUCCACGCCUCCUCCAAAGAAGACAAGAACAAAGAAAGAGACCGAGAAAGGAGCCGAGACAAGGGCAGAGACCGAAGGAAUGAAAGAGAUGAGCGAGAUAGUGGCCAUAGCCGCGGAAGCAGCAGCAGCCGUUCAGAGAGAAGUGAGCGCUCGCAGCGAGAGGGCUGGUCCGAUCGCCUCAGCCGGGGAAGUAAAAGAGACGAACCUCUGACACCACAGAAUCGCCCGAGAGAUGGUGGCACACCCUCACGCUCCAACUGGGAGGAGGAUGACAGUGGUUAUGCCACUUCAAGGCAUUCCCAGUGGGAAUCUCCAUCCCCGGCCCCGUCUAAUAGAGAGUCCGAUCGCUCUGAGCGAAGUCAUCGUUCCGGCCGAGACAGUGAGAGGAGGGAAAGGUCUGUCAGAGGACGUUACCCUGACGACACACCCCUGCCUACCCCAUCCUAUAAGUACAACGAGUGGGCCAAUGACAGAAAACAUUUGGGUUCCACACCUCGUUUAUCACAAGGAAAAGGUAAGAAAGAAGAUGGUGAAGGAGGAUUUAUGUUUGAUAAUGAGGGCGAGAAAGAACAGUGGGAGGACGAACAGAAGCAAGCUGACAGAGAUUGGUACAUGAUGGAUGAAGGAUAUGAUGAGUUCCACAACCCGUUCACCUCAACAUCUGAAGAAUAUGUGAAGAAAAGAGAACAAAUCCUUCAGAAGCAGACACAGAAAAGAAUAUCUGCCCACAAGAGACAGAUCAAUGAGGAUAAUGAGCGGUGGGAGACCAACCGUAUGCUGACCAGUGGUGUGGUGCAGAGGUUGGAGGUGGAUGAAGACUUUGAGGAGGACAAUGCUGCUAAGGUUCACCUGCUGGUUCACAAUCUGGUCCCUCCUUUCCUCGAUGGAAGAAUAGUCUUCACCAAACAGCCAGAGCCUGUCAUUCCUGUGAAAGAUCCUACCUCUGACAUGGCCAUUAUCUCUCGAAAAGGCAGCAUGCUUGUCCGCAAGCACCGUGAGCAGAAGGAACGUAAGAAGGCACAGCACAAACACUGGGAAUUGGCAGGCACCAAGUUGGGAGAUAUCAUGGGGAUCAAGAAGAAAGAGGAGGAUGAUGGAGGCAAAGCAGUAGGCGAAGACGGCAAAGUCGACUACAGAACCGAGCAGAAAUUUGCAGACCACAUGAAAGAUAAGACAGAGGCCAGCAGUGAGUUUGCAAAGAAGAAGACUCUUCUGCAGCAGAGACAAUACCUUCCUAUCUUCGCUGUCAGACAGCAGCUUCUUAACAUCAUUAGGGACAACAGCAUCGUGAUUGUGGUUGGGGAAACGGGCAGUGGGAAGACCACCCAGCUGACCCAGUACCUGCAUGAGGAUGGUUACACCAGCUACGGCAUGGUGGGAUGUACUCAGCCCAGGAGAGUGGCAGCAAUGAGUGUGGCCAAGAGAGUCAGCGAGGAGAUCGGCACCAACCUUGGAGAAGAGGUGGGCUAUGCAAUCCGCUUUGAGGACUGUACAUCAGAGAAAACUCUGAUAAAGUACAUGACGGACGGUAUCCUGCUCAGAGAGUCACUGAGGGAGUCGGACCUGGACCACUACAGCGCUGUUAUCAUGGACGAGGCUCAUGAACGCUCCCUGAAUACUGAUGUACUGUUUGGAUUGUUACGUGAGGUUGUAUCUCGACGUACUGAUUUGAAACUCAUCGUUACCUCUGCCACUAUGGACUCCGACAAGUUUGCAUCAUUUUUUGGCAACGUACCAAUAUUUCAUAUUCCAGGAAGAACGUUUCCAGUAGACGUCUUGUUUAGCAAGACUCCUCAGGAGGACUAUGUGGAGGCAUCAGUGAAACAGGCGCUGCAGAUCCACCUCAGCGGGUUGGUGGGAGACAUCCUCAUUUUCAUGCCUGGACAGGAGGAUAUUGAGGUGACGUCAGAUCAGAUCGUGGAGCGGUUGGAAGACUUGGAGAAGGCUCCAGCUCUUGCUGUGCUUCCCAUUUACUCUCAGCUGCCGUCUGACCUCCAGGCCAAGAUCUUCCAGAAGGCUCCUGAUGGUGUGAGGAAAUGUAUUGUUGCAACGAACAUCGCUGAGACUUCCCUCACUGUGGACGGAAUUAUGUUUGUGGUGGAUUCAGGAUACUGCAAACUCAAGGUGUUCAAUCCACGUAUUGGAAUGGAUGCACUGCAGGUUUAUCCCAUCAGCCAGGCUAAUGCCAACCAGCGUUCAGGCCGAGCAGGACGUACAGGACCAGGACAGUGUUACAGGCUAUAUACUCAGAGUGCUUAUAAGAAUGAGAUGCUGAUCGCCACCAUUCCGGAGAUCCAGAGGACCAACCUGGCCAACGUUGUCCUGCUGUUGAAGUCACUGGGCGUUCAGGAUUUGCUUCUCUUCCACUUCAUGGAUCCACCACCGGAGGACAACAUGCUCAACUCCAUGUACCAGCUCUGGAUCUUAGGGGCUCUGGACAACACAGGCUCUUUGACACCGACGGGGCGUCUGAUGGUGGAGUUUCCCCUCGACCCUGCCCUCUCCAAGAUGCUUAUUGUGUCCUGCGACAUGGCCUGCAGUGCUGACAUCCUCAUCAUCGUCUCCAUGUUGUCUGUGCCGGCCAUCUUCUACAGACCAAAAGGUCGCGAGGAGGAGAGUGACCAGGUGAGGGAGAAGUUCUCAGUCCCAGAGAGCGACCACCUCACUUACCUGAAUGUGUACAUGCAGUGGAAGAACAACAAUUACUCCAGCAUCUGGUGCAAUGACCACUUCAUCCACACCAAGGCCAUGCGCAAGGUGCGUGAGGUGCGCUCUCAGUUGAAGGACAUCAUGGUGCAGCAGAGGAUGAACCUGGUUUCCUGUGGCUCAGACUGGGACAUACUCAGGAAGUGCAUAUGUGCUGCUUACUUCCACCAGGCUGCCAAGCUAAAGGGUAUUGGUGAAUAUGUGAACGUGAGGACGGGCAUGCCCUGCCACCUCCAUCCCACCAGCUCUCUGUUUGGUAUGGGCUACACCCCUGACUACAUCAUCUACCACGAGCUUGUCAUGACCACCAAGGAGUACAUGCAGUGCGUCACCUCAGUGGACGGAGAGUGGCUGGCAGAAAUGGGACCCAUGUUUUACAGCAUCAAACAUGCAGGGAAAAGCAGAACGGAGAACCGUCGUCGAGCCAAGGAGGAGAUCACCAGCAUGGAGGAGGAGAUGUCCAUGGCUGAGGAGCAGCUGAAAGUGCGCCGAGAGGAGCAGGAUAAGAAGAGCAACACCGGCAGUGUUAAGGCGGUGAAGAUCUGCACACCAGGAAGAAAAGAGCCCACCCCCAUGACCCCCAGACGCACCCCUGCACGCUUCGGGCUGUAACAUUCCUCCAGGACGUUAAAUCCCACCAACCACCAACCACAUCCGCUCCUGAGAACUCGCCAUCAUCCACACUUGGACGACACCGGCAUGAAGAAACACUUUGCUUCUAGCAACUGUCCGUCCCUCCCAGCAUGGCCAUAACCACCUGCAGUUCAUGUAAUGACCACUAGAGUGAGAACUUGUAUAAGGCACAAGACCCACAGAUGAGUCUCCCUCCACCUUCGUCAUUCAGCUGUUGAUACAAUCUUAGGAAGGCUGUAUUGUUUUUAUAUGUGAACAUGGCUCAGAAGAGUUUUUACGAACAUCUCUUUCAUGAUUUUAGCUGAAGGGGAAACAUUUCAUUUUCUAUGUUGGGUUUGUUUUCCAUCCUGACUGUAUCAUCAGUGAUAAACAGUGAUCAUCUAAUUUCAACGCUACCUGUCGUUUUUUGUGUUGCUGCUGCAGCUUGAACAGUGUGUGAGACGUGAAGUGCUCCUCCACGAGACUGAAGCACUAUUCAAACUGCCCGAGUGGCUCCACACACUGCAUCUAUAUACAAAUACGCACACAACACACUCAUGCAUGUUUAGGCAGUUGACCUUUUUCUACUUCCAGCUCUGACAUCGUAACGUGACACAGUUUUGCUUCAUCCAAAACAUCCGCACGCCGGAUUAAACACAUCAGCUGUUUUACUUUCAUGGUCCUUGUGUUCAAAGCGGUUUCCUUUGUGCUUCUCUGUUUGUCAACAUCUUUUUAAAUGAGUAAAGCGUGUGUUUCUGUUGAUGCUUGCCCUCCUCUGACGUCUCAGCUGAUCAGAAACUGGAAACUGUUUAGUCGAGGCCAUGUGUGUUUUUCUCUUCAUCAUGGGACUCAGACAGCUGCAGGACAUCCAACGGAUUUUUUUUGUUUUUUCUUUGAACAUUGUUUGUAAAUGAAAAAAAAUAAAAUAAAUGUUAGUUUUUUUUAA
Messenger RNA from Limanda limanda (common dab), 4940 nucleotides. It is a transcript of the gene dhx38, whose product is annotated as DEAH (Asp-Glu-Ala-His) box polypeptide 38. Gene Ontology annotation, biological process: mRNA splicing, via spliceosome. The record is from RefSeq and is a predicted model, not a curated record. Lineage: Eukaryota; Metazoa; Chordata; Actinopteri; Pleuronectiformes; Pleuronectidae. Gene Ontology annotation, cellular component: spliceosomal complex; intracellular anatomical structure. Gene Ontology annotation, molecular function: ATP binding; RNA binding. The transcript has 27 exons. Bases 245 to 3994 code for a protein of 1249 amino acids.